Messenger RNA from Oryza brachyantha (malo sina), 1566 nucleotides. Its product is annotated as phenolic glucoside malonyltransferase 2-like. NCBI's taxonomy places the organism in Eukaryota, Viridiplantae, Streptophyta, Magnoliopsida, Poales, Poaceae. The transcript has a single exon. Bases 9 to 1409 code for a protein of 466 amino acids. The record is from RefSeq and is a predicted model, not a curated record.
CGACGGCAAUGGCAGCUCCACCUCCUCAUGGCGGUGUCCGCGUCCUCCGAACGGAGCACGUCACGCCGCCGGCGUCCGCGCUCUCAGAAGACCGUGCUGUGCCCCUCACCUUUCUGGACGCCACGUGGCUCCACGCCAAGCCCGUCGAGCGCGUCUUCUUCUACCGUCUGGUCUCCGUCUCAGGCGCCGACGGCGUGGACGGCAUGCUGUCCAAGCUAGCCGACUCGCUGUCUCAGGCGCUCGGCACCUUCUACCCGCUCGCUGGCCGCAUCCGCCUCAAGCCUGGCGAGACCAACCGGUACGAGCUCUUCUCCCAGCCGGGCGACGGCGUCGCCUUUACGGUUGCCGAGCAGGACGGCGUCAGCAUCGAGGAGCUAGCCACUGAUGUCGAGAGGGAGGUUGCCAAGAUUGUGCCGCUCGUGCCGGCGCUGCCGGAGGGAGGGGCGGUUCUCGCGGUACAGGCGACCAUUCUACUGCCCGCUCCCGCCGGCCUUGCUCUCGGCAUCACCAUGCACCACGCCGCCUGCGACGGCACCAGCUCGACGCACUUCCUCCACACCUGGGCCGCCGCCUGCGCCGCCGCGGAGGUCUCGCCGGAACCGCCCGUCAUCGACCGCAGCUUCAUUAUUGACCGCAAGGACCUCCACGACGUGUUCGCCAGACCAAUUGAUCGAGCCGUCAAGAAAAGGUUCAAUCCGACCGACGCCAUCGAGAGGCUCAUUGCGACGUACACCCUGUCCAAGGAGCACCUGCAGAGCAUCAAGGACAUCGUCACCGGUGAGGCGGCACGCCGGGGCGUGCCGCCGCCUCGUUGCACCUCCACCGUCGCGGCGUACGGCGUCAUGUGGAUGUGCCACCUCCGCGCUACGCAAGCCACCGGAGAACCAGAUCCUCCUAACGGCGGCCACGCCUACUUCCUCUUCCUCACCGACCACCGGGGACGGCUCGAGCCACGCGUCCCCAGCAGGUACUUCGGCAACUGCUUGGGCCCAUGCCGCGCCUCCAUGCCCAAGAACGGCGCGGCAAUCGCCACCGUGACCGACGGCCUCUUCACGGCUUGCUCCGCGGUGGCCGUCGCCGUGGACGAGGCGGUGCGCCGCGAGCCCGGGUACUGGGAGGGGUGGCCGGAGCGCAUCGUCGAGGCGUGCAGGAACGGUGCGCCCUUCACGGUGGCCGGAUCACCGAGGUUCCGCGUGUACGGCGUGGACUUUGGGUUCGGGAAGCCGGCGAAGGUGGAGAUCGUAUCCGUGGCGAGGACCGGCGCGAUGUCGGUGGCGGAGGGCCGUGGCGGCUCCGACAGCAUCGAGGUGGGCAUCGCCCUGCCGCCAGAUGGCAUGGACAGCUUCCGGAGGUGCUUCGACCACGUCAUCGCGUGCCUCGCGCCCUCGCGACAAAAUGACGUCAUCUAGCAUCACCAUUCCGGUAUUCAACAACUUAAACAGUGGUGGAUGCAGGACACAAGGUUGGGGCCUGUCACACCCUAGGUUUGUAUCUCAAGCCAAAAUCAAUAAAAAAAUUAUUAAAUAAUAAUUGGCUUAAUUAACUCAAAAAAAUCCACUCUAAAGA